Molecule: messenger RNA, 2055 nt
Organism: Chlorella variabilis
Lineage: Eukaryota; Viridiplantae; Chlorophyta; Trebouxiophyceae; Chlorellales; Chlorellaceae
Exons: 6
Coding region: 1-2055 (684 amino acids)
Source: RefSeq, a predicted model, not a curated record
AUGGCGGCGGAGUUGCUGGGGAGCCAGGAGCGGCUUUUGCAUUGUGUUGACCGGGCCGGCCCCCGGCUGACCGAUGCGGCGCCUGGCCAGUACCCGGUCUAUGCCGGCUUCCGCCCUGCACUGCCCUUCCCCCCAGGGGCGCAGCAACAGCAGCAACAGCAGCAGCCUUGCGCCGCCAAUGGCUUUGGGCUGCUGCCGCAGCAGGCCUGGGCGGGGGCGCCUCAGCACACCAUUCAAGGUGCCUACAGCUCAGCGCCGGCAGCCACAGCGGGCCAGGUGAUGCGGCCGGCGGUGGCGCGCCCGCCGCCGCCAUUGCAGCCGUUCUAUGCACAGGCCCAGCAGCAGCAGCAGCAGCAGCAGCAGCAGCAGCAGCAGCAGCAAGGUUACAGCCAGGUGAUGCGUCCCAUGUCGGCUGGCGGCAUCAUGCGGCCUCAGCAGCUGGGCGCGCCUGCGUGGCCGCCGCCCCCCUCGCUCGCGCCGCCGCCGGCGGUGCCAGCAUCGGCGGCCCAGGCAGCGCCGCCGCCGCGGCAGGGCGGUAUCAUGCGGCCGCAGCGCCACCAGCAGCCGCCGCCGCCCGCCGCGGGGCUGGCCGCCGCGCCGCCGCCGCCGCAGCUGCCGCGCCCGUGGGCGCCGCCGCCGCUGCAGGCCGGCCAGCCCGUGCAGCUGUUCAACCCCAACACGGGAGCACCCAUCCCGCAGCUGCCCUCAGCAGCAGGAGCAGCGCCGCCUGCCGCCCCACCACCGCUCAUCAUGCGUAACCCCAACACAGGGGCCCUCAUCUAUCCUCCAGGCCACGGCAUGCUGCUGAUGCAGCACAACACGCAGGCCGCGGCGGCAGCACAGGCCGCGGCACAACCACCGCAGCAGCAGCAGCAGCAGCAGCAGUACGUGCAGCAGUACGCCCAGCCGCCGGCGGCAGCGCCCUCCGGCCUGAUGGCCCGCCCGCCGGCAUACGCCGCCGGCCGCCCGGGGCCGGGCAGGCCUCCUGCGGCUGCGGCCGGCGGCGGCCGCGCGGGCGGCCCUGGCGCUGGAGGCCGCGGCCGCACGCUGCUGGUGCCGCCUGCCAAGCGGCAGCGCAAGAGGGACGCGGCGCCGCCGCCGCCUGAGAGGCUGACGGCUGAUCCGGUGGCGCGGCCGCCACAGUCGGCGGGGGAGGCGGCGGAGGUGGAGCAGUGGAUCAAGGAGCGCAAGCGCUCCUUCCCCACCUCUGAGGCGGUGGCUCGCAAGGAGGCGGAGGCCGAGGCGCGGCGCCAGCGGGGAGAGCUGGAUGCAGCCAGGACGCUGCGGCAGCAGCGUCUGGCCGCCAUCCUGGCCCAGCAGAGUGCCAUGGGGCUCAGCAGGGCGGCGGGGACGCUCGACAUGCUGCUCGACAUGCGGCGGCGGGGCGGCGGCAGGGGGCGAGGUGGGGGCCCGGCGGCGGGGCGGCAGGACCACAGCUACCUUCUUCAGGCCUUCCGCUUCUUCUGCCGCAACAACUUCCUGUUGGGAUGGGCUGCCGGCACGCCCCUGGAGCUGCCCGCGCCCCCCGCCUACCCGCCGCCGCGGCCGGCGCAGUGGGGCCGCACGGCCGGCGAGGGCGAGGGCGAGGGGGCGGAGGGGGAGGCUGCGGCGCUCUUGUCGGGAGCGCUGGGCGGGGAGGUUGAUGUGGAUGCCCUGCUGGCGUCGGUGGCGGGCGAUGCGAUUGAUGUGGAGCUUUCGGAGGAGGAGGAAGAGGAGGAGGAGGGGCUGCUGGUGGGGCCGGAUGCUGCUGUCGCCGAGGAGGAGGAGGAAGCAGAGGAGGAGGAGGAGGAGGAGGAGGAGCAGGAGGAGGAGCAGCAGCAGCAGGCAGAGUACAGCAGCGGCAGCGACGAGGAGGAGGCGGCGGCCAACGGGGACGAGGGGUGUAGUGAGGCGGAGGAAGGGCAGCUGCUGCUGCCCGGCGCGACUGCUGGCGCCGACGGCGGCCUGCUGGCGGGCGGCGCUGCGGCGGAUGAGAUGGCGGUGAGCGGCGGUGGCGCAGCAGACGGUGCAGCCGAUGAUUCUCAAGGCCCAGAAGAUUACAUCGAGUUUUCUUGA